Messenger RNA from Pelmatolapia mariae (spotted tilapia), 4341 nucleotides. RefSeq names its product c18h3orf33 homolog (H. sapiens) (gene miso1). The transcript is spliced from 5 exons. Bases 6 to 803 code for a protein of 265 amino acids. The record is from RefSeq and is a predicted model, not a curated record. Lineage: Eukaryota; Metazoa; Chordata; Actinopteri; Cichliformes; Cichlidae.
UUAGGAUGCGUCGAGAAAAUGUCAACAACAUGCCGCAGACUUCCAGAGAAACAGAAAGUGAGGAGGAAAUGAGAGACAGACAACAAAGAAAGGAAGAAACCCCGGCGUCUCAUAACAUCGUGACUUUAAUAUCUCAGUUCGCAGAUGAUAAUUUAACGCUCGUGCGGAAUAUAAGCACUGGACUGGCCAUUGCUGGUGUAAUUGUCAUAGCAAGGAGUAUCAAACUGAUCACAAAAUUUCAAGCUGCGUGUGACAUCCCCGCACGCUUUAUUGAGAGGAACGUCAGCCUUCGUGGGAAAGUCCAUUCCAUCACAGAGAAAGGAUUUAAAGUGGAGCAUGUCCCAAUUUAUCUGCCUGUUAUCUCUCCAUUACUUUCAAAGUAUAAGGAUGUGUCUACAUCCCUGCUGCUGGUCCAUCUUGCAGGAGUGGAGCUGACACCAGAGGGAAAACUAUGGCUGGAGAAGAACGUGGCCCCUUCCCAAAUGGUGUGGUUGAAGCUUAUCAGCCGAGAGGAGGACAUAUUGCAUUGUUUGGUGUCUCAAAGCAGGGGGUCAUUGAGGAGCUACUGUAUGAACGAAGAGGUACUCAGGCUCGGACUGGCUCGCACUGCCCCCGUAGCUGGUGUCCUCCCUGACUCGCGCCUCUACUGGCGUCUCCACAGACGACUGCACAGGGCAGAGGUGAAAGCUGAGAGGAAGGGUCGGGGUAUGUGGAAGGAGGACACCCUGUGGGAGAGAACUUCAAAAGCUAUCAGGGACAACGCUGUAUUCAGACUGAUGAAGAGGAUCUUUAAAAGAACCUGAUGCACCAAGUGAGCGAUGAUUUCCAAGUCAGAAUCCCAAAACCUUUGUUGGAAGUGUGGAAGUGGAAGCCAAAAAUGUGAUAUUUUACAUUCCCUUUAUUGUGCACUUAGGAUUUCUUUAAGUCUUUGAUCUGCUUUAUUUUCUCUGAUACUUAAAAAAAUUCCCAAGAAGUACAUUUAUGCAUCAAAUCCUUAGUGCACCUGUUGCAAACGAUUGAAACGUGUUUUACUGUGUUUCUCAGUCAUAAAAUGCUUGAAAUGAUUGAAAAGGUUGUUGAAAGCUCUUCUUCCCUGAGCUUUCAUUACCAAUUAAACUAGAGCUAGACACAGCCUCGUCUGUUGGCGAGUGUGUGUAUGUGUGUGUGUGGGGGGGGGAAACCCCACUAAACUCAAGACGGGGGUGGGGUAUUUAAUGGUGUUCAAAAUAAAGGGGGGUCCACUUGUCCACAGUUGCUAUAGAAACACCAAAUGUGAAAUACAAAGCGAUUCCAAGGCUAAACUCUAUAUUGGUGGCCCCCAAACCCCAUGGGAGCCUUAUAUAUUGAGUGUGUGUGUGUGAGGGGGCUUUCAAGUACCUAUAAAGAGGGCCCUUUUAGUUGUAAUGUGACCAGUACAUUUAAGCACUAAGCACAGUGGGAAAUGGGAGAUCAAAUCUAUUCUCUUUCAGAAUGCUACAUGCUGUUAUUGCAGGCAUGAUUGAAAAAUCUCAUGAGUGAUAUUUAUCUGCAAAUGUUAUUCUAAUCAGCAUACAUCGACACCUGCAUCAAAGCUAAUUUCCUGUUGAGGAUCCUGCUCCUGUUAUUGCUUUUUCUUUGCCAACAUUACACCUUGUGCCUGUGGCUGUUACACAUGCUUCAUCCGAGCAAGGCAGAUGAGGAGGAGGUCCUGCAAAAAUGAGGCCAGUCAGCGAUGCGUCCUGAGGGGUGCGGGGUGGGGGAGUCACAGUGUAGCGAGAGGUGAAGCAGUCAAUCCAGUGGGGCACAAGGAGAUUAGUGCAGAGGAGGAGGAGGAGGGUCACAGGGGUAGAAGGGGAUUUUGAGUUUGAACACAAAGGCAGAAGAGGAGGAGUCACAGUGGUAGGGAAAGGGAGUGAACGCGGGGGGAUGAUGAAUCAGAUUUCUCUUUUGUUGUGCAAAUGUUACUAGCCACUGUUACUGCCUAAGAGGCUGGUGAUUGGUGGGCUGGUUUAAAUUGUAAGGUGCAUUUCAGGCUGAUGGCUGUUGCUGCUAGACUUUGAACUGUCACUGAGGGAGGAGUGGGAGGGAAACCACGGCUGUGACAGACAGCAGGAGGAGGGCAACAUUUCUAAAGCAAGUGAUCACAGAGAGAGUGUGCUGUUUAAUCAGGAGGUUUAAAUGUUUUAGUUAGCUGUUGGUGUAACUUCUUCUUGUAUCUCAAUUAAAUAAUGGCAAUUUUAUAUUUUUGGAGAUAGCUGAGCAGUACUGACAUAUAGUAAAUAGUUAAAAAUUAGUUUCCAGGUAACCAGGGAGCCUUGAUUUAGAAGAACCUGUUUCUUAUGCACUACCAGAAACGGUUAUGACUGUUACAGUGUCCAGUAUAGUACGGUUAACAUUUUGUGCAGAUAAAGAAAAAUAGAAACGGAUAUGUCAUAGUGGAGAAAGCAUUAGUAAAGACGCCAGCUUACGGAGGCUUAUGCCUUUAAAUGUUGAAGUAUUUAAAAAGCCUGUUGUGUCUUUUUAGUUUUAACUUAAGUAAAUCAAAAUCUGAGUAAAUUAUGAAACACAGUCCACUCCGAAAUCCGUUCCAGGCUUUCCCCAGUUCACUAGUCCCACACCAGUAGUAGUCAUUUGAAAAGGCACCAUGCUUGAUCUAGUGGUGGGUUCUUACCCACACAGUGAAGUUGUUGGAGUCUUCCCUGCCUUAAACCAGACCACUGGGACUAUAACAGAUUUACACUAGUGCCUAAUGCUAUGGAAGUCCAGAGCCUGAAGGACUUCUGUAUUACUACCAGUGAACGUGGCAAGAUUUUGUAAAGAAGGACAACUUAACUUCAAAAUCAGAAACUGGAGUAAAAGACGUAAGUGGGCUGAUGGAUUCUUUCUUUCUUAAAUAAAUACGGCAAAUCUUUAACUGUUACUAACUUAAAAGGCUUACUUUCCAACUGUGCACUUUAAGACUAAAACAAUCUGCACUCAGUCUGCUGUCACUUUAAAUGUACUGUUGUUAGGACAUUGUAUGCAGUAUCCAAGCAGCUGUGCACCUGUUAAACCUGUGUGUCUACCUGCACACAAGCUCUAUUAAACCAAAACUCAAGACAUUUCCAUCCUUAUCUUUAUUGUCCUGCUCCAGGUAAGACAGAGUCAGGCUUAAAACGUAUCUCGGAUCACUUUGACCAAAACAAAGUGAAUAGCCUCAUGUGAUCAUUUAUACAUAUGUGUCUUGUUCUUUGGCUUGAAUGCUGCCGCAGUCAGUAAUUAAUCAGUGUGACUGAUUAAACGUUUCUGUGACAUUCAAUUUUGGCCACUUUCAGUGCUCUUUGCCAUGUGAGCUUUAACAACACAGAUUUGCAGCAGGGCAGCAUAACAAAGGCCUUUAUUACACUCAGCCGGUAGCCAUCCCAGAAAAAAAAGAGAUGGGGCACUCCCCCAUCCCAGAGCAUACUCCUUGGGGAUUUUUGAUUUGAUUUGAGUGGGUUGUUGUGAGUGGCUGGCCUAUGUGAAAGACAAAGAGAUUUAAAGACACAGCACAAAGUAACUCUCCUCACUGGUGCUACUGCCUCAUAAACUUUACAGAAUGCUGUCAGCUUUUAAUACAGGGACUGUCUUUGUGUGCUUACUGGAUGAAGUAUACGCAGACGGGUGACAAAUUAAAGGAAAAAUGUUAACCUGUGUAAUGAGAGUGUCCGAAUGUGGGGAACAUUUUAAUGGUAAAGUCUGGGUUUCUUUAACCUGCGACAAAACAUUUCUAUCAUCACUGGAGUGGUGACUUUUAUGAUGACAAACCCGCAUCCACAACAAACAGAGUGUCAUUAAAGCUUGACAAAGUUGACACAGUUUGACAAAGUGCUGAUGAGAGGUAAAAGGGUGUCACAUAGCUUAAAUACGUUCAGCUGCUUUUUUCCCAACCCAUUUAGAAAACAACACAUAGCUAAUCAACAAAACACUAAAAUAAAUAAAUAAAUAGAAGGUAAGAACACUUUGUUCUAAUUUUAAGACAUAUUUUAAAACAGGCAGUGAGGAAGCCGUCCUAACAUGGGCAGAAAGGUCAUUCAACAAUUUUGGUCCAUAAGGUUAGACUGAGCUCGCUAUGCCCAAGUUGGAAAUAUCUGUUGGAAAAAUGGUAAUCCAUGUUCCCCAAAGACUUAAUAUAGCAUAGAAUGUAGAAUGGCAAAGCACAGUGAAACUACACUAGCAACCCGGUAUGUUGUUUUUUAUCUUCAAUUUGUCAGCAUACUAUAAACUGUCAUUAGUAUAUCAUUUUUUCAUGUGCAGUUCUGUCUUGUGAGCUUAGUUUUCUAUUGAAUGAGUCAGCUGUUUUUUUCAUCUUCUGUCACAAUAAACACGCACUGGUAACAGCUA